Molecule: messenger RNA, 1104 nt
Organism: Penicillium arizonense
Lineage: Eukaryota; Fungi; Ascomycota; Eurotiomycetes; Eurotiales; Aspergillaceae
Exons: 1
Coding region: 1-1104 (367 amino acids)
Biological process (GO): regulation of cell cycle
Cellular component (GO): nucleus
Source: RefSeq, a predicted model, not a curated record
AUGUCACAACUAUCUGCCGUACUCGACACAACUCUCGCCCUCAUUGGACAAUUCCAAACAGCCCUCACGACCCAACCGACCGCCGCAGCAGCCGAAGCCGCCGCGCAAGAUGCGGAAGCCCUGCCCCUCCUAACGGCCUCGUCGAGCGCGCUCAAAGCUCAAGUCACAAAACUCUCGUUGCUUGCUAUCACCUCUCCGUUCACACAUUCGGCUAUCUGUACCGUGCUCCGUGAUCUGAAUGAAUCCGUCCUGCCGUCGAUCGUUACCGCUGCCCUCCUUGUUACACCGGCGCAAUACACCAAAGCGUUUAACUCGGAAGUUGUUGUUCUGGUUAAUACAACUCUGACCGAGCUGCUGAAUCUUGUGUCAGAGGUCAAGCGCGUUGGAGAGAAGAAGGAUCAGGAGAAGAAGGACAACGGAAAAGAGAACGAUCUGAGCAAAGCUGAGAAGGAUGUAGUUACACUUGCUACUGGUCGCGUCUGGGAUGCAUGUGAUACUGUGACUGAUGUCGCGAACAAGGGCGUGGUUGGAUUCGUUAUGCGCCGCGUCGAGCAGUGGAGAGAUCUUGUUCGCGACGCGGUUGAAGAAAUCGAGGACUGGGAUCCUGAGGAAGAUGGAGAUGAUUUCUUCGAUGAGCUUCUAGGUGAUGAUGGAAAGGAGGACAAAGACGAGGACUCUGAUGACGAUGAUGACGACGCCGAAGAAACCGCCGCCCUGCUGGAACACAAGAAGUCCUCUAUCCGGUUCCUCAAGCCUGUUGCUCAGGUCUACUCUGCUGUCAUCAACAACCGUCUCAAGAAUGCCGGAAAUGCGCCGUUGUCCUCUCCGUCUGGUGUCAAGAAGUUGGAGUUGUUGAUGCUGAACCUACAAGCUAUCCCAGACCACGUCGAUGAGGCGGCUGGCGCAUUAUACGAGGCCGAUUUCGACAAGUGGGGUCAAUAUUUGCAAAAGACGCGCAAGUGUGCUACAAAAGCAGUGGACUUGGUGAUGUCACCUUGGGUUACCGCAGCAGAUUCCGAUGAGACAGCAGACAAGUUCACCACAUGGACAAAGACAUGGCUUAAGGUCAUUGAUGAAGUCAGCAAGCCAAUUGACGAGAACUGA